UCGUAGUCCGUCGAGCCACGCAGACAGCAUCAAACGCGGAGUUUGUCCGGCGGGGAAGCUUGGAAGCAAGCAGAACGAACAUGCACUGUAUUGCACUACCCCUCAAGACGCACGGAGAGGCGCGCAAAUGUAGAACACGCGGAGCUUGAAGAUAGUCGUCAGUUUUGUGUAGUUGAAAAUUUUGAGCGAAGGAGUUAUGUUUGAGUUCAAUUUUGAGCGCAUGAGAGGUUGGGCGCGCUGCGGAAGAUUCGACAGGACAGGUUAGGAACGGCAUACUCACGUGGUUAUGUGCUAGGUGGGAGGGAGAGAGGAGAAGAGAGAGGGAGCAGAGGGGAAGAGGGGAAAGAGGGAGGGAGUGGAAGCAUAGUGCUCAGUAAAAGCGGACAGGGAGGCAGUGCAUGGAUGCGGUGAGUCAGGAUAGCGAGGAAGGGUUCAUGAGUGCAUGGAAGCACGAGACAGUGUGGGUAGAAGGCUGGGAAUCUCCUGCCAUGUGCCGAGGCGCAGCAGCGUUGUUGGAGACGACAUGCUCGAGCCCGGCCCCGAGCCUGGCGAGUGUGAGGAGGAAUCGAGGCUGUGCCAGAUCUGGUGGCCGGAGCACAUGCUGCUCAGCGGCAGCGAUCAGGGAGGAAGUAUCUCCACCUCCUGCUCCCAGUUUUGCUCGGGAACUGAGCGUGGCCAGCGGGUUCUCCCUCCGGGUGACGUUGGGCUCAUAGUCGGUUGGAAGCUGCCCCCGGCGGAGUCUUCGUCUGCCCAAAACAGGUCGCAUGUCAUUGUUGCCACUGUCGUGUUCGGAGCUUUUUCCAACCUUGCAGUACUUCAGUGAUGAAUGGGAUGGGUCAGACAGAGGGAGGCAGUCUCUUCCAGGGUUGUACCGUCCUUACCGCAUAUGGGAGUUGUUUGCGACUGUGGUGGUGCGAUGAGGACAGCGGUGAUGGGCUGGUGGUUCCAGUCACAGAGCGUUUCAAUGCAUGGUGCAAAACAGGGGUCGAUGGAGGGAAACAGGGCUCAAUCGCGGGGUCAAUGGCGGGAAACAGGAUGUCAACAGCGGGAAACAGGGUAUCAAUGGCGGGAAACAGGGUAUCAAUGGUGGGGAAACAGUGUCCAUGGCGGGAAAUAGGGUAUCAAUGGUGGGGAAACAGUGUCCAUGGCGGGAAAUAGGGUAUCAAUGGUGGGAACACAGGGUAUCAAUGGCGGGAAACAGGGUGUCCAUGGCGGCAAACAGGGUGUCCAUAGUGAUCAGGCGUUGAAAGGAUGUUUUAAUCGUUGAGGAGAGAUGAUGUUGAGGAUGGGAGGAUGGGGUGAGAAUCGUUAGGUGGCGACGACGGUGGGGAGUGCAAUGGCAAUGUGUUUAUUUAUGAACUCUGCCAACAAUGAUGAAUGGUGUGGGUUAAAUGUAUGCACGCAGUGGCCCUGCAAGAGGCAGGUAGAAGGACGAUUGUGAUAGCCAAGGGUUUUCGUAACGACGAGGAUUUCUACCUACCUAGAACAGCAGUACAUUUAGAAGGAUAUGCGCGUGACGAGUAACAUGUGAAAACACGAUUCUGGUGAUGAUGGUGGCCAGACUGAUGGUCAACAUGACGAUGACGAAGGAGAUGAUGUGUGAGAGGUAGAACAUGAAGACUAGGAUCUAAGAAAGUUGCAAAAAUGAGGAUGACGGGAGGGAUGACAACGAGGCAUCAAGGGAUGAGGAGUAAUUGAGGGAUACAAUAAUUGCGGGAUAACGAGGAUAAUACGUGAGGGAUGGCAAGACAAUAUUUGAGGAAUGUAGUGUUGAAAGUGAUGACGAAAUCAGAUGAUGAAGAGGAUGUGGAGUUGCACUCAUCUUGUUCCAAUUGUCGUGGCUAGCGGUGUAACAGAAAUAGGGAGUCGGUUGUGCUGAUCAGGGUAACGACUGUGAGAAUGAUGGACAUCCAUCCAUCCACCCGUCCAUCCAAUCAGUCAAUCAAUCAUCAUUAUUCAAUCGAUCAAGUGAUCAACCAUACUGCCCAUUGAUCAAUCCAUCAAUCAAUCCAUCAAUCAAUCGAUCAAUCAAUCAAUCAAUCAAUCAAUCGAUCAACCAAUC
This is a messenger RNA of Chara braunii, 2062 nucleotides long. The record is from the annotation of a GenBank genome assembly. Lineage: Eukaryota; Viridiplantae; Streptophyta; Charophyceae; Charales; Characeae.